AGCAGGUCAGUCAGGUUCUUGGGUGCUCUAUUACACAAGCAAGAUCUGGCCAGCUCCACCUAAUUUUGUUUCUCUGACACCCUCCUGCUCAGUGGGACAUUGUCAUACUUAACCCAUCUGCUUUCUCUAAUGCUCGGCAGACUCAUUCCAGCCAGGACACCUGUCUGUGAUCUUUCAGUUCCUGUUUGUAAAUACCCCCAAAACCUGAAGAUUCCCCUUAAUAACACCAGUACCAAAAAAAGCUACAAUGUUGACCUCGGCCAAAAUUCUUUUGAUUUCAAAUCUGUUUAGUUUACUAUUAAUUGGAAGCCAUGGGGAAGAAAGUCUAGAAAAAAACACAACACAAAGCAUUGCAGAAGGCUUAAAAACAAUGGAAAACAAAUCCGUUCUUUUGGAAGGUGGCACAAAUUUAAGCUCAGAUAAAGAAAAUAGAGAAACCUCCAAUCCCAGGGCAAGUAAUUCCUCGUUCUGGGACCCAUCAAAUAAACACCAUGGAACAAAAGAAGUCUUCAGGAAUUCAUCAACGAACAACUUUUCUAGGAAUCCAAGACCCAUGCCUACAUCUCCCACUAGCCCUCCUCUGAUUCACAGCUUUGUUUCUAAAUUGUCUUGGAACUCAUCCAUUGCAGAUGAAAAUCCUCUUCCAGUCUCAGCAGUUCCCAAAACUACAUCUGCUAUAUCUUCAGAAAAGUUCACUUGGUCUUCAGCCAAUGAUACCAUAAAAACUCCUGACAACAGUUCCAUUUCAGUUAGCAUCCUCCCUACGGCACCAAACACCACGUCCGUGACCCCUAUGAUAACAGAACCAGAUGAAUGGCUCACCACAUCCAAUGAAAGCUUCAUAGGGUUUACCCCCUACCGAGAAACAACUCUACAGCCCACCUUAAAGUUUACCAAUAAUUCAAAAGUCUUCUCAAAUACAUCAGAUCCCCAAGAAGAGAAUAAAAGUACAGGAGUAGUAUUUGGGGCCAUUUUAGGUGCUAUUCUGGGUGCUUCGUUGCUUAGCCUUGUUGGCUACUUGCUGUGUGGAAAAAGGAAAACGGAUUCAUUUUCCCAUCGGCGACUUUACGAUGACAGAAACGAACCAGUUCUGCGAUUAGACAAUGCACCAGAACAUUAUGAUGCGAGUUUUGGGAACUCUAGUUAUUACAACUCAACUGUGAAUGAUUCAUCUAUGCCAGCAGGCCAAGAAAAUGCACGGGAUGGCAUUCCUAUGGAUGACAUACCUCAACUUCGUACCUCAGUAUAAAACUAAGGGGAAGAUGCUUCUGACGGCAAAUGAUCGCUACAUCCUAGCCUUUUCACAAACCCAUCUUCAAAAGCUGAAGCAAGAUCACAGUCA
Molecule: messenger RNA, 1342 nt
Organism: Ailuropoda melanoleuca (giant panda)
Lineage: Eukaryota; Metazoa; Chordata; Mammalia; Carnivora; Ursidae
Gene: MUC15
Product: mucin 15, cell surface associated
Exons: 4
Coding region: 248-1249 (333 amino acids)
Source: RefSeq, a predicted model, not a curated record